AUGGAUGCCAAACUCAUCGAGUCCCCCUCGAGGCGCCCCCUAGGGUUGGAACCGCCGGGGCCGGUAGCGGCGCUGAGUGUGUCAAUGUGGCCCUUUGAUGAGUCAGCGCCCUCGAUCGACCCCCUUCCGCCGCAUUCCCUCCUUCCACCCAACGCAUCAGCUACUACCUCCGAUCGCGCGUCCGACUGUGUCGGCGCUUACUGCGGCGGCGUCACCACAUCACAUCUAGCAGGUCGAUUCACCACAAUCGACGGAGAACCCACAUUUCCCCCCGGGGCCUUCAUUGACGGAGGGGCUGGUAACGGUACCGCGGAUGACGUGGCGAUUGAGGAUUGGUUCUGCGAAGUAGCGGCGUUAGGAGUUGGAAAGGCACCAAGGUUGGUGGGGCAGAAGCAGCGGCAGCGGCUGAUGCGGGAGUGGUUUGAUGAUGCUCCUCAUAAGCUCAUGCACAGGCACGUGCGCAUGCUCAUGGAGCUCUGUGAAGGGGGAGACCUGUUUAUAUGA
Molecule: messenger RNA, 504 nt
Organism: Closterium sp. NIES-65
Lineage: Eukaryota; Viridiplantae; Streptophyta; Zygnematophyceae; Desmidiales; Closteriaceae
Source: the annotation of a GenBank genome assembly